Anneissia japonica is the source of this 1875-nucleotide messenger RNA. RefSeq lists its product as uncharacterized. The transcript is spliced from 5 exons. Bases 623 to 922 code for a protein of 99 amino acids. NCBI's taxonomy places the organism in Eukaryota, Metazoa, Echinodermata, Crinoidea, Comatulida, Comatulidae. The record is from RefSeq and is a predicted model, not a curated record.
GAUAGUGAAUGGUUUUAAGUUUUCCACCCGUGUCCGUGCAUUUGUGUACAAAUUAUCUCAAGUCCUGGCUUAGUGAAGCUACAGUAGAAAUAAUUAAAGGGGAGCUCUAGGUUUGAAAUAUCUCCCAAUAUAGAUCCUUCAUUAUGAUUAGUUACUUGCUGAAAGGAAUUGCACAAGUGUUUGGAGCACAGUAGUGCAGAACGAGCGCUGCAAACUGGGUCCCUAAAUACAAGUGGUGGCAUUACUCAAAUUUGUAUAAGGAAAAUUUCUAAAAUUUAGGCUCGCUAACACCUAAAGAAAACACAUACAUUUUAUCAAUUCGUAUGUAACUUUAUCUGAUCUUUUCAUAAGGGUUUUAUUUUAAUGAAAAUGCCUCAUUUUUAUAUUAAAUUAGAGUAGAACCCACUUUUUGUUUCAGUAAUUAAAAGUCAGUCAUAUGGUUCAAUCGUACUGAGCAAUCACAAGAACUUGUCAAGGGGGAAAAUACAUUGCGAGGGAAAUAACUUGGCUGUCGUGGUUUCUAAAUAGGACGUUGUUUCUGAAUCAGUGUUAUGUAUACCGUAAACGUAAAAACGGAGUGAAUUCUGAUGCUGUACCUUGUGCUACAGUUGAGCGUGAUACUAUGAUGCGUACUUGUCAUUCAGCGGCUGCCAAAGUAAAACCGUCUGUGAAGCCAUCAUCAGGCCGUUCAUUUACGAGGUGGUCUGCUGUCGACACUAUGUAUGUUACAAAUUAUUUUAACAGCUACAUGCAUGAUGACUCGGAAAAUGCAAAAGGGUCAUUGCCGGCAAGAAUGUGGUGCAGUGCUUUUUGGACCAGUAUCCAAAGAUUCUUCCUGAUGUCAAAAAUAAGGUUCAAGCCAUUAAAACUAAAGUCUUCAAUGAACGUCAGAAACUUAGAAAUAAAAACAAAAAUUAAGUAAUUUCUGACAACAAUAUAUGUUUAGCAAUGUGGCUGCUGAUGACUGUAGAACCAUUUAUUUUUGCCAUUUUACGCUUUUGCGAUCAUUUAUUUUAGCGAUUUAAUCUACUGCGGAAAAUGAAAUUUUUGAUCUAAUGAAAUGUUUUCGACUUUGCUGGAAAAAAAAAACAUUUCCUCUUGCAUAGAAAGUGUCUUCCACCUCGUCUUGAACUUAGUAACACUUGAGAAAGUCUGGUUAUUUCUUGGCAGAAUAGGGAUUUGAAGGAAAGUGGACACAAUGAAUGGCAACACCCAUGAAGUGCCAAACAAGGCUAGAAUGUCUACGGGCCAAUUGCCAUUAUUGCACAUUUCUUAAUUUUUCCCUGUAGACGUGUUUACCAGACUAGAUAAAAAGGAUUAAAAGUCCUCACUUAAUCACUGCCACAAAGUUCCGUCAUCGUGCCUUAACGCUUUAUUUUUUCUUAAUUUUGCCCUGUAGGGGUGUUUACCAGACCAGAUAAAUAGGAUUAAACGCCCAUGUCUGUAUUGUGGUACAGGACAUAUAUGACGCUAUUAUACGUCUGUCCCCUCAAGUGGGUCGUAUCUGCACCGCUCUUCUCUUCUAUCCAUUGCUUUCUAUAUAGUUUGUCCUUUUUGCCAAUUUUGCCAUAUUGCCAUGUCUGUCAUCAAAGUUAUGAUGAGCACUUGUACUUGCCUUCUUUUAGCAAUUUGUUGACCGCCUUUAUAGACAUUCGACUUUUAAAAUAUCAGUUAGAGUCUGAUACAUCCCAAAUGUUUUUUAGCCAUUGCCUUCCUGAUUGUGAAUGUAUGUAUGUAAAUUGCAGUUAGAAUAUAAUUCUUAUAUUUUGUAAUAUCCACCCCUUGAAUUUUACAAUGAAGAGACAUUCUGCAUCUGAUAAAAUCCUGUACAAACAUCAUUCAUUAUUAUUUAGCAUCAUCCUCUUUAGGGCACCC